This is a messenger RNA of Corythoichthys intestinalis (scribbled pipefish), 3183 nucleotides long. Its product is annotated as adhesion G protein-coupled receptor F5-like. Gene Ontology annotation, cellular component: membrane. The record is from RefSeq and is a predicted model, not a curated record. Gene Ontology annotation, molecular function: G protein-coupled receptor activity. NCBI's taxonomy places the organism in Eukaryota, Metazoa, Chordata, Actinopteri, Syngnathiformes, Syngnathidae. Gene Ontology annotation, biological process: cell surface receptor signaling pathway; adenylate cyclase-activating G protein-coupled receptor signaling pathway. The transcript is spliced from 16 exons.
AUGUCGGACAGAACCACCAACAACAACCAGAGGUCGGCCUACAACUCCGCCCACAACCCCGCCCGCAACUCCGCCUACAACCCCGCCCGCAACUCCGCCUACAACCCCUCCCGCAACUCCGCCUACAACCCUGCCCGCAACUCCGCCUGCAACCCCGUCCGCAACUCCGCCUACAACCCCGCCUACAACCCUGCCCGCAACUCCGCCUACAACCCCGCCCGCAACUCCGCCUACAACCCCUCCCGCAACUCCGCCUACAACCCUGCCCGCAACUCCGCCUACAACCCCGUCCGCAACUCCGCCUACAACCCCGUCGGCAACUCCGCCUACAACCCCGCCCUCAACUCCGCCUACAACCCUGCCCACAACUCCGCCUACAACUCCGCCUACAACUCCGCCUACAUCAGCUGCCUUUUCAUUUUAGAGACGUCACUUACAUUGGAUAUUGAUUUUGAUGACUCAUUCAACAAUGAAGAAAGUGAACUUAACAGGGACUUUUCAAAUUCCAUGGAAACACAAGCUGAGAUCCACAUUCCAAGUCUAGUCUCAGUAUCGCUUUUAGGCUUCAGGGCUGGUAGCAUAAUUGGUGAUAUCCUAAUUGUUGCAAACACUCCAAUUCAAGACGCAGCCAUUGAAGCAUUCCUCGCGGGAAUGUUUAAUGACCUGAAAAACAUUUACCCUGUGGUGUUCGAGAGCCGCACAGGCUUAACGUUUGAACCAAGCCUUAUAUUUUUUGGAGAGACUUUGACUGUGACGUGUGGCCCACUACCAAAUGAGCUAGACUUUCGUAUCACUUCAUCAGAGUGGAGACUUGAUGGUGUCGUAAUAAAUGAAGAUAAUCAACACAGCUUUUCACGAGAAAAUGGAGUCGAAAGACUUACCAUCAGAAAUUACUUUUUCACUGAUGAUGGACUCUACGAAUGUAGGCUCUUUGAUGGAGAAUCCGUUUACCAGAGUAGCUCUGUUGAACGUUUCUUAAUUCAGGAAACACCCAGAAUCAAUGUAGUUCCCCUCCAGAGAAAUCUCAUGUGUGAGGUUGGGCAGCAAGUAUCGGUCCGGUGCUCUGUCCAAGCUCCCUACCAGGUGAUGUUUGGAGGACUCCCAGGAGAAGACUUGGGCACCGCUGCUCUAAAUUAGAAGACAAUAACACAGACAGACUGUGAUAACCAAGGAUUAAAUAUAACUUGUGAAGUGAAUGAUUUCCCUCAAUUCAGAAGAAAUACAACAUUUUUGUUGUUCACAGCUCCUAAUUUCACAUGCUUUGAUGAUCCUGAUUUUGGAAAUGGAUUUUUAAAUGAAGUGGGUAGAGCUUCUUGUGGACCAAAUGAGGUGGGAGAAAAAAAUGCUAUUUGCCGAGAAAGUGGAGAAUGGGAAGAUCGGGAUGACAGCUGCACUCUUCAGAUCUUUGUGGAACUACUUUUUCAAUCUCAGUUUUUGAAUGAAACCUUUUUGCCAGAGUUUCUGGAAGCACUGAGUAAUGCCACAACAACACUGAGUGAGCAAGUGACUGAAUCUCAAAACAACAUUGAAACCAUCGUUAGAAUUCUUGACAAUGUAGCAACCUUUGUAACGACAUCAGAAAUUGAGAUAACUCAGGAGUCAAUGGAGGAUGUCCUUUUAACCACAGGUGUCCUUACCCAAGAUAGUGCAAUAGAAGCAUGGGACGCUCUUAACCGUGAAGCUGUCAUCGAAAUCUUGGGAGAAAGAACCCUCUCUCCUAGAAAUGAGAGUCUUAGCUCACUAUUGCUAUUUUCUCUUGAGGGUAUAACAAGUGCACUGACCAACGCUUCUUUUACCAUCGAAACACCGUUGAUUCUCUUGAACAAAACUACAUUCAUAGACAGUUUCAAUGGGGAUUUUAAUUCUACAGUCGAGAUAGAAAUACAGGAGGCUAAUGGAGCAACAAACCUCACCGUAAUAACCUUUGAAUCCUUGGAUAAUGUACUUCCUCCAAGAGAUGAAAACAACGCUUCAGGCAGGGUCAUUAAUGGGAGAGUCGUACUUGUUCAGUCUGACUCCAACAUAGACAACAUUACAUUUAGCUUUGACGUCAUAAAUGAGAAUCUGACAAGACCUCAGUGUGUGUUUUGGAACUUUACCCUGUUCGAAGGUCUUGGAGGAUGGGACGAUGAAGGUUGUGAACUGGUUGUAAGGGAGAAUGAUACGGUUACGUGUCAGUGUGACCAUUUGACCUCAUUUUCAAUACUAAUGUCACCUAAUGCAAUACAAAGCAUUGUGUUGGAUUUCAUAACAUACAUUGGGGUCGGCAUUUCCAUUUUGUCUUUAAUUAUAUGCCUAUGCAUUGAGGCUGCUAUCUGGAGAAAAGUUAUCAAGAGCAGUACAGCACACUUACGGCAUAUUUGCAUUGUUAACAUUGCAUUGUCCCUCCUCAUUGCAAACAUUUGGUUCAUUGUCGGUGCAGGUGUCUCUGCAGGAAAUAGAAGCAAUGCAAGGACAUGCACUGCUGUUACCUUUUUUAUCCAUCUCUUUUACUUAGCCCUCUUUUUUUGGAUGUUAAAUUAUGGCUUGUUGCUGUUUUAUUACACAGUCUUUGUCUUUGGAAGCCUUUCGAAAAUAACUUUGUUGGCUGUUGGAUUCUGUGUUGGCUAUGGGGCCCCACUGAUUAUCACAACGAUUACUAUAGCCGUAACUGCACCGGUUAACGAAUAUAUUCAGGAAACUGCAGUAUGCUGGCUCAACUGGAAUAGGUCCAGAGCGCUGCUGGCAUUUGUGGUUCCGGCAUUGCUGAUUGUGUUUAUAAAUGUUAUCAUCCUAAUUGUAGUUAUAGCUAAACUACUGAGGAGUCGAGGAAGGGCAAGUACUGUGGUAGGGGAUGAGAAGAAUGUCAUUGCGGACCUUGCUCGGACAGUGGCCCUUCUAACACCAUUUUUUGGAAUAACGUGGAGUCUUGGAGUGGGAACACUACUUGACCCUGACAAUCUUGGACUACAUGCUACGUUUGCCCUCUUUAAUUCUCUACAGGGUUUCUUCAUAUUGGUUUUUGGAACGCUCUUGGACAGUAAGGUCCGGUCAGAAAUUUCUAAAGUCAUACCUCAAACCUCUGUCAGUGGGACAAGAACUACCAGUUCUGGAAACUCAAGUAGCUGGCAGUUUUGGAAGAAAAAAGGCAGUAACAACCACUCAUCUAACGUCACUGAUUCAUCUCGUGUUCCUAGCGCUUAA